Aspergillus homomorphus CBS 101889 is the source of this 1977-nucleotide messenger RNA. RefSeq names its product fungal specific transcription factor domain-containing protein. Gene Ontology annotation, biological process: DNA-templated transcription. The coding region runs from base 1 to 1977 and encodes 658 amino acids. Lineage: Eukaryota; Fungi; Ascomycota; Eurotiomycetes; Eurotiales; Aspergillaceae. Gene Ontology annotation, molecular function: DNA binding; zinc ion binding. The transcript is spliced from 6 exons. The record is from RefSeq and is a predicted model, not a curated record.
AUGUCGCCUAGCAACUCUCCACCGAUUCAUCCAACCCGUCCCUCUCACCAGUCGGAUGAGCUGAUGAAUGAUCCUAACUCGCCGAUUGUCCGAGCACAGUCCGGUCAAGGUCCAUCUGACGAGUCAUCGGCCGAGGCAGCUCAGUCCGUUGCCGAGUACCUCACCGAUACAUCUAACUACCAUCACGAUCUGCUCUACGAUCUCUUCGAGGUCGUGCGAUCGACCGUUCCCACCCAUGCAGAGGCACUGCUCGACCUCAUUCGCAACCACGCCUCCAUAGAAGAAGUUCGUGCCUACCUGGACCGGACCCUAGUCGAGAUGCGCGCGGCAGGGAAGGAUCCCCACGCGCUGCAGCAGCUGUACGGUAUCUGGCAAGGCAUCGAGGUCGAAAGCGACGCACCCAAGUUCCGCCCCAUGAUGAUGGAUAUCCGAUAUUUGACUGGAAAUGCUCCCUUUCGUGUUCCUGCGAAACCCUGGACCAGUGUCACGGACGACGACGAUCUCGUAUCUCAUCUAGUCUCACUCUAUCUAACAUGGGACUAUCCAUUCUUUGCGUUCAUGGACCGCAAGUCUUUUCUGAAGCAUAUGGCGCUGGGGAAUACCGAGUCGGACUUUUGCAGUCCAUUUUUGGUCAAUGCGCUGCUCGCCAACGCAUGUUAUUAUUCACCAUAUUCUGAGGCAUAUACGGUUCCUGGGGAUGUGAAGACGAAAGGCGCCGACUUCCUAGCGGAAGCGGAGCGCCACAUGAAACGUCACCAAUUUGAAAGAGGUAAUGAUAUUCGACUACCGACCCUGCAGGCGAUUCUACUUCUUUAUGAGAGAUACUCUGUUUCGGGCAAUGGUGAUCAUGGUUAUGCCAUGCUGCACCGUGCCAUUGAAAUGGCGGAGUCGCUCGGUAUCAUCAACCAUAAAAAACGAGAGCUGAAGACCUCGCAGAUGUCGGAAGACAUGGUCAUCUCCAUCAAGCGGACCGCUUGGGGUCUGUAUCAGAUUGAUACGGUUGUUCACACGAACUUCCUCAAGCCGAGUCGUGUGAAUUCAGUAAGCAUUGAGCGGAUUGCUCGGGAUGACGCAGGUGCGGGAGAUUUGUGGACGCCUUACCCGCUGGCUCGCCCACCUCGGCUAUCGUACUUAAGUCAAUACUUUGAUGACGCAUGCCAGCUAUCUGAUAUAGCUCGGGACAUCUCGCGAAGUCUAUCCAAGACUGGAGACUCGGGUCCUGGUUACAAUAUGCGUAAGCGGGAGCUUUAUCUGCGCCUCCGCAAAUGGGAGCGAGGACUUCCGCCAUGCUUCGAUCCGGCUGAGAAGCCCGCUCCGCAUAUCAUUCUGCUCAGGAUGCGAUAUCACACACUAGUCAUAAACCUCUGUUUCGAUGCUCUAGGUCCCAAUGCACGGUUGUCCCGUUACAAUCAGAUCGCGAAUACCGAUCAGCAAUUCAAUCCGUUUGACAUUGCCAUCUCAUCGGCACGGUCUAUUGCAUCUCUGACCCGGCUGCAGCGGACUGAAUAUGGGAUGGAACACGCCCAUCAGUUCGCCAUGUACUCCGUGAAUCUUGCGCUUUUUGCCCUUCUGGAGCAGCAGAACUUCGACAUCUUGGACCAUGACUUUUUGGCUUUGACCAGUGCAUUCUCGAUUGUCGCAUGCCGGUCACAGGUGGGCCGGAAUAUGUUCCAUGUAUUUAAACUUUCCGUGCGCUCGCGCAAUCAGGGAUCGAGAGUCGCACACUCAUCGGAUGUACCGCCCGGCAUUAAGGAGCUAUUCCGCCAGAACUCGGAGUCACAAAAGCCUGAUAGAUGGGACCACUACGCGGAGGGGUUGACCCAGGCUGACGGUGAGUCCAGCUACGUUGAUGGCAUGGGAAGCAAUGUGCAGUCGUCGGCGGCGUCCGGCAUGCACGAUAUGCUUGAAAAAUAUGAGCGACUGAGUGUGGGGAAGGAGGAGAUAUGGCGGGCGCCUUCUCGCAACGGUACAUUUUGA